Messenger RNA from Porites lobata, 3707 nucleotides. The record is from the annotation of a GenBank genome assembly. NCBI's taxonomy places the organism in Eukaryota, Metazoa, Cnidaria, Anthozoa, Scleractinia, Poritidae.
AUGGCGUCGUUUGCAAGUCGAUCUUUACGAAGUGCUUCUCGAAUGGUUUUACAGGUAAAAUUAACUUCCUUUUUUAGUUUUUGAGUUAUUGUAUUGAAAUUUGCUUUCUUUUUUAAGACGACAGGAUCGCAAGGUGGACGAAUUUCAUCGCAAGGUACAAUUACCAGUAUGAUGUUUUCUCGUUUCCACGUGUGCUUUUAACUUAGAGGCUUAAAUUUUAUUAAUAUUAAGUUAAGCUUAUAUAAGCUUAAGAACAGAUUAGUUGAAUUUAACGGCUCUCACUGUAUAAAAUAGUCUGCUUAUUGACGAAAUGUGUUGCAGUAAAUCAAAAUUGUUAUGUAAUGGACUCAUACUAAAACGUCAACAUCGUACCUUCAUGGUACAUCUUGGUGUGUUCUAUUCACAGGUUGCCCAAGGUCCGGUGACCACAGGAAGCCUUUCCUUUUAGAUAAUAAAUAUUAUUUAUACGGGAACCGUACUAUCAUUUAUGAGACUGCGUGCGAAAUUUUGAUUGUACUAAAAAAAUUAAGCGAUUAGUUUUCUUUUGAACUUUCAUUAUACCUUCAGUAGUUUUAUGCAUGAUAUGUUUUCACCUGCUUCUGGUUGCUGGUCACAUGGCUUGUAUUUGUUUUAAUAGCCUCUGAGCAGGCUCAUUUGUGUACGAUAGCAGAGAAAAUUUUAGCAGUGGAGUCACCAGCAUGAGCUGGCAAAUGGGGUAAGGUAAAGUGUUGCAUAACUAUCUUUGCACUCUUUUUACCAGCUGUUAGAAGACACUGCAAACUGCAAAGUAUUCAAGCUCUUCACCAAGCAGCUGGUGUUAGUUUGUGAGUAUCUUCCUCUGUAGCCUACUUAGCAGUUGCAGGCAUGAAUCUAUGAUAAAUACCGACUGUUUCCCUAAACGAGCGCUGAAGGUGCAAGCUUGUCCGGGGUCCACAGGGAAUUUUUUGGAUUUUAACUCCCCUAAAGGCCCCUUUCCUUGGUUUCUGAGUUGACAUUUAGACAGGAUAUUGGCCAGUUCCAUUCUCCUCGGAUGAAGGCUUGCAAAUUGGAGGAUUAUUUCAUCUCCUGAUUUCAACUUGGAAAUUUUUUUUAAAAUUUAUGAUAUAUUUCUUAUGAAUAAUCUGACCAAUUUUCUUGACCCUUUAAGUCCCAAUAGUGCUCAAAAUCAAUUUUCUCCUAAUGAUAUCCAUAGAUUGUCAUGAGCAAAGUCUAUGAGAAUUAAUAAAAUGAACACAAAGAGAAAAAUAUUUGAUCUUUUACCCAAUUCUCUCAACUAAUUCUUCAAGGAAAUGUAUGGAGAUCAGUUUGGAGAAUUUGUAUGUGGAUAUUGGGACUUAAAGGGUUAAAAUGGAGGAAACUGGUGUGGAUUAUGCUUCUCCAGGCAGGAGAAGCAUAGGUAACACGCAAGAGAAGGAGGAAAAAAAACUGAACAAGCGGGGGUGCUCCUUCCCCCCACUCCUGCUUUUUUUUCUUGCCUUCACAUGUCUUCUGCACUUUUCCUGUGUGAUUAAAAGGAGACAGAAACUUAUGCUAUACAAACUCUUUCUUCAGCUGAUAUAUUUUAAACUGCCUUGUGCUGCCUUUGUCUUGGCCUCUUCUCAAAGGGCCACUGAACCAUUAUUCCCAAAUCUUUUUUUGGUCAUUCAAAUAAAUCUGAUCCAUGUUUCCUGGGAAAAUUGUUUAAUUGACCUAUUCUUUUUCAUAUUUCUCCAGAGCAAAGCAAGCCCAAAAGCAGUUUGUUGUCAGUAUAUCAAGAACAGUCUCCUCUUGCACUCUCAUAACUACAGGUGAGGUCAAAAGCUACCGUUCUAAUUCAGUUGAAAUGCUCCAGGCAAUGAUUUUGUUGUGUUUUUUGCUCGUUUUUUAAAGUUUGAAAUUGUACAAAAGUAACUUAAUUUUGAGGUGUGACCAUUUUUUCGUUCACUAGUUCCCACUUUGUUUUUGAGAAAUAACCUUUGGAGAACCUUCUACCUUCCUAGUGCCUGUUUUUUUUUGCUCAACCAAAGAAGGAUAGGUUCUGGCAAUGUCUUAAGCUCUUUCCAGGGAAAAAUGCAAUCAGAUUUCUUGGUAAUAAUCUAUUAUUGUCUGGACCUUAUGUUUUAACAGUCAGUUUGACUCAAAAUUAAUCCAUCUGAAAUAUUAUUAUUUUUAGUGAGGUAUGUGGGAGGGGAGGACAGGGAGCCCGGGAAAAUAGGAGGCAGGACAGGGGGAGGGGUAUGGGAGGCGGGAGACGAAAGGGUGCGAGGUGGGAGUUCUAAAAGGCUGGGAAAUGGGAGAAAUAGAGGGAAUUAUGCACAAUGCUUAAUAUUUUGCAAUCGAAAAAGGGGCUAACGUUUGGACAACCCUGGCCCCAUCUCCAUACCAUAGCAUUUUAUCCAAAGAACGAAGAAGUUAGAAUUAUUUUGUCUGCCCUGUAAACUUAUUUCAUGCUAUAAUAAAUAUUAUUCUCCUUCAGCUGCCCCACUCAGUGCAAGUGUAUCCUUAUGUGGUGCCGGAAUUAGCUCUGAUAUAAUGGAGGGCUCAUCGGGUGAUGAUGAUGGACUAGUGAUCGAGGCGCGGAAACAUCUGGAUGACUUAUGACACAGGCUUUUCUUACACACAAAUUUUAAUCUUUUACAUUGUGUGUAAUAUGCUGAUGACAUUCCCUCUUUUUAAAAGUAAUAUUCCUUUUAUGCAUGGACAAGCCAAAAAUGUACCAGUUUUCCAUAAUGUGUGCAUCCUACCCUGAGCUUCUGUUGUGGUCUCUCUGUUCUCAUUAUUUUGUUGUUUAAGAUCGGUUUGUUGUUGUGGAACAACAGAACAGCCCAAAACGUAUCAGUUUUCCAUAUUGUGAGCUCCCCAAGUUUCUAUUGUGGUCCUAUUUCCUUUUGUUGUUUAAGAUCUGCUUUUCGUGAAAUGGUAGAAUAACGGAAAAGAGUAAGAUGUACUUACAACAGAACUUGCUCCAAAGUUUAAAAGUUUUUGCAUUUGUUUUAAGUGUUUUUAUUAAUGCCUUGUGUUAGGCUCUGUAUUAAGACCAGCGAUUGUUUUAAAUUUACUUGAAUAUUAGCCAGUUUUAUCUGUAAUAUUGUUAGUAAAGUACAAAAAUCUGUGAACCUUUGGUUACCUUUUGUUUUUAGUUUUCUAUUUUAAACAUUAAUCUCUGCACCAUUUCAUCAUAUUGCCCAUAUUUUACUUUCCUUUUCAAGACUUGGUGAGGGGGAUUGUCAAAAAAUUCUGUAUGAUGUAGGGGGAUAUUGAAAAAUUUUGCCCCUUAAAAAAAUCCCCCCCCUCUCCCUGCAGUAUACAUAAUGAAUGCAGCCCGAGAGGGUUGAAAAGUCUUCAGCGAUUGUGGCCAUACUUGAUGGUUUUCACGAGCUGCAUCUCGACCAGUAACCUUGAGUAAUUAUAUUUUGAUGUUUGUUUUUUUUCUGGUUUCAUGAAGUCAAGCAUUAUUUAUGCCGUCACUUUACGCACAGUCAUAAGAUUUGAGACUAUGAUCUGACCUAUUACAGAACUUAAAAAGUCUUUAGACAUUUUCUUACUGUGACUAGAAAGAAAACAUUCUGAGGAAUAUUUAGUUAUCCUGUUGGUUGUGAAAAGAAAGCUUUGAGCGAUAUUCUUGCCUCGAGUUUAUCUUGAAAAAAUAGCAAACACGUCAAAGCUGAAGCUUAAGUUUAAAUCUGCAAGGUUUUAUUCUUGACUCAGGAUUUUCAGAGACACUUCAC